GCCACUUUGUGCGAGGCCCCGGACAUGCCAACCAAGCACAAGGCGGCGGGUGUCGGUGGUGGCGGCGCUGAGAAACCUCCGGCAGCGGUACCGGACACCGACAUCAGCUCCGGCCGCGCUAUGGAGAACGACAUCCUCGACUCGCUGGAGGAUCUGGGAUACAAAGGUCCACUACUAGACAAUGGAGCUCUGGAUUUGGCAACAACUAAAGGGGCAGCAUCUCCAGAAUAUACUAAACUAUGUGCCUGGCUUGUAAUGGAACUGAAAGCUCUUUUCAAACUGGUUGAAAAUGUCAAUGCAACUACUAGUCCCACAGAAGCUGAAGAAUUUCAACUGGAAAUGAGUGGCUUGCUAGCUGAGAUGCAGUGUCCCUAUUCUGUUCUAACUACUGGAGAUGUCACUAAACGUCUUCUCAACAAAAAUAAUUGCCUUUUACUACUUACUUACCUGAUCUCUGAGCUCGAAUCUUCUCGGAUGCUUGGUGUGAACAACCCACCCAAGAAAGAACCAGACAAGCCAAGCCAAUCCUUUGUGGAGUUGAAAACUAUAUGCAUUACUCUGGGUAUGUCCAAGCCCCCGGAUAACAUCACCAUGUUCCAGUUCUUCAGUGGGAUUGAGAAAAAGCUGAAAGAAUCAUUGUCAAAAGUACCCCCUAAUCAUGUGGGUAAACCUCUAAUGAAAAAAGCACUUGGCCCACUUCACUGGGAAAAACUAGAAACCGUCAAUCAAAUCCUUGUUAAUGAAUAUGAAGUGCGACGAAAGAUGUUGCUGAAACGUAUGGAUGUAACCAUUCAGUCAUUUGGGUGGUCUGACCGAGCUAAGAGCCAGGUUGAAAAAUUGGCUAAAGUUUAUCAGCCCAAGCGUGCAACCCUGAGUCCAAAAAGCACUAUUUCUGUUGCACAUCUACUAGCUGCUCGAGAGGACUUGUCCAAGAUUUUGCGAACCAGCAGUGGCAUCAUCCGAGAGAAGACUGCAUGUGCUGUCAAUAAGGUGCUUAUGGGAAGAGUGCCAGACAGAGGAGGCAGGCCAAACGAAAUUGAAGCUCCGCCACCAGAGAUGCCACCGUGGCAGAAGAGACCAGACAAUGUCCAGUCUGGUGGUGGACGAGGAGGUGGAAGAGGCGGAUAUGAUCAAGGCUCCUAUGGAGGAGGUGGAAGAGGUGGAUAUGAUCAAGGCUCCUAUGGAGGAGGUGGAAGAGGUGGAUAUGAUCAGGGCUCCUACGGAAGAGGCGGAUAUGAUCAAGGAUCCUAUGGAGGAGGGGGAAGAGGCGGAUAUGAUCAAGGAUCCUAUGGAGGAGGAGGAAGAGGUGGAUACGAUCAAGGAUCCUAUGGAGGAGGAGGAAGAGGUGGAUACGAUCAAGGGUCCUACGGAGGAGGUGGAAGAGGCGGAUAUGAUCAAGGCGGCAGAAGUGGGGGCCGUGGUGGCUAUGAUAGGACAGAACAAGGAGGACGUGGAGGAGGCAGAGGAAAAAUUCAAGGCGGAUGGUCAGAUGGAGGUGGUCAUCAAGAUUCGGGCUACCAUGGGGGGCCCAGUGGCUACCGAGGUGGUGGCUACCAAGCAGGUGGUAGCAGCUAUCAAGGGGGUGGCUAUCAAGGAGGUGGUUACCAAGGACAUCAAGACAACAGGUAUCAGGAUGGUAGCCAUGAUCAGGGAGGAGGACGAGCUGGAGGACGAGGAGGCCGCGGCCGUGGGGGUCGUGGAGGGCGUGGGGGUCAGGGUGGUGGGUGGAGCAGCAGCAGAGGUGGACAAAGCUACAACCAGGGAGGACAGUUUGAGCAAUAUUUCCAGCAAGGAGGCCAACAAUAUAAUACAGCUGGUUACUAUCAAGGUAGGCAGUAUUCCAGCUAAUGCUUAAUAGUCUUCACUAUUGGCUUUAUCCUGCAAGGGGCGCAGAUUUGCCCAAGUACCAGUUACCAACUGGAAUGCCACUACUUUGUAUUGAAUCAGCAGUGUUGCAGAUUUGUUGUCUAAACAAGCAGAAUGCAGACAAGCCUUUUCUCGAUCAGAAGUGAUUUCUUUCUUUUCCUGCCUCCCACCCCCACUUCUCACACAAGGGUUUACAAUGUGAAACUGUACUUGAAGCGCAGCAAAAAAAAGAAAGUUUUUCUUUUCUGCAUGUGUAAAUGCCAACGGCACAACUAAAACUCUUUAGUUUAUUGAAAGUGCACUACAAACCGAAUAUUUGAGCCCAAACUGAACCUACCUUCCCCUUUCCGCUGGCUAACAUUUUCAGCAAAAGGAUUUGCAGAGCUUUUUUCUUUUCUGUUCUCAAGGUUAAGCCACAUAAUUGUUCUUGCUGGCUGGUAAAUGUACAUAUAUGUAAACUUCACAAGCAGGGUGAAUGAUGUGGUGAAGCUGCAUGGGAGGUGAGCAAUAAAGUAUCUGAAUGCUGUUUUAUUGUUUGGAAUUGUUGAGUUUUUGCUGAACUCAGGUUACAGGCGAUAAGAGAAAUCUUUUGAGUCAAAAGAGAUUUCAGCAUCAACAAUUUUGCUUUAAAUAUGUAUGUUGUAUUUGUGUUUAUGCCAAGUACUGAAAUGAGAAAUUGUGGUUGGGUAGCACCCAUUCUAAGUUAUAAUAUUCAUGAGAUGCUUACUGUGCAUCGUCCUAUUUGCAAAUCCUUGUGAUUUGAAAAUUGAAGAAGAUGGUAACCACAGAAAGGGCUAAGUGUUGGGUUUGACUAAUUCAGCCUUAAACUAUGAUGCACAAUGCCUAUAAAUCUACAGACAAGGGAGAAUAUUGACCAAGUGGGGCUGAUUGCAAAACUCGGUGAUUUUUUUCCCAUUGUGGGAAGAAAAACCUGGCAUGGACGACUCCAUACGUAUUUCAUUAAAAUCGAGUCGGUUUCUGAUUGCAGGAUAUUUAUUAAUCCGUGGUCAAAAUGCUGGAAAUAAAAGGAAAUUUGAAACAAGUAA
Molecule: messenger RNA, 2912 nt
Organism: Mobula hypostoma (lesser devil ray)
Lineage: Eukaryota; Metazoa; Chordata; Chondrichthyes; Myliobatiformes; Myliobatidae
Gene: tslig3a
Product: family with sequence similarity 98 member A
Exons: 8
Coding region: 25-1848 (607 amino acids)
Cellular component (GO): tRNA-splicing ligase complex
Source: RefSeq, a predicted model, not a curated record